This is a messenger RNA of Dermacentor silvarum, 6988 nucleotides long. Its product is annotated as ribitol-5-phosphate xylosyltransferase 1. NCBI's taxonomy places the organism in Eukaryota, Metazoa, Arthropoda, Arachnida, Ixodida, Ixodidae. Bases 200 to 1447 code for a protein of 415 amino acids. The record is from RefSeq and is a predicted model, not a curated record. Gene Ontology annotation, molecular function: ribitol beta-1,4-xylosyltransferase activity. Gene Ontology annotation, biological process: protein O-linked glycosylation via mannose. The transcript has 6 exons. Gene Ontology annotation, cellular component: Golgi apparatus.
GGGCCGAAAUCCCAGCCGCUCAACAAUCAGCUGAACGAUGCUGGUGGUUUCUGAUACCCGGUGAUGGGGACAACGAGAUGAUCCUGUCAAUCUUCCGUGCGGCGAAUGGAAGCCAGAACUUUGAGAGAACCUUUUCUUGAUCUGGGCGUUCUCUCAUGACUGUUUCGAGACGUGUACCAUCGUCGCGCCGCUUGGUGCUAUGGCGAUCAGUCUGAGGCGCGUUACUGUCGCCGUACUCGCGGUUUACAUCGCGCUGACCUGUUACACUGCUUACGUGCUUAUCUCCAAAAACUACGGCUCCAAGCCGAAGGACAGCGGUCGGAAAGGCUCGUCCCGCAUGUCAGGAUCCAAGGAUGGGGCGGAAUGGAAUCCAUGGGGAGAAGAGCUGAGCCGGAGCAACUCGUCACAUCUGGCCCACACAAUUGAGAUAUGGGGCAAGGCAGCCAUAGGCCUGUACCUGUGGGAACACAUCUUCAAUGGCAAGUUGGAACAAAAGGGAGAUGGAUCAUGGAGCUAUGGCUUUAGGAAGGUCGGCAACCUCAAGUUCAAGUUUAGGACUGGCCCGUGGAUCGUGCCGACGACAGUGCCCCAGGAUGUGACGCACGUUGUCCUGGUGCUGAAUGGACGAGAGCCAACCAAGGUAGCAGCGGCCCGGACGUGGCUGGACGCACUGCCCACCUUCCGCCGACUCAAAGGGGUCGCUGUCGUCCUGUUGGGAGACGAGGCCUGCUCCGGAAACACAUGGCUACUGCCCUACCUCAAGUCGCGUGGUGGCAGGGUGUCGGCUGCAUUCAUUGUCUACGACACGCCCCUGGUGGAUGAUCUCGAGGUCUUCCAGUGGCCCCUAGGCGUUGCCACGUACCGUGGGUUCCCCAAGGCCCCCAGCACACUCCUGGCAUCCGAGGGUCAGCGCCCUUAUCCGUGCAACUUUGUGGGCACCGUCUACCCAGGAUCAUCGCGGGAAGAGCUGCUGCGUGUUCUUGGUGACCGCGGUGCCCCCUGCUACUUGAACACACGCAACGAGUGGCGGCCCCUGGAAACCAAGGAGUCGCUAGAGUCCUAUCUCUUGGCUCUCAAGCUGAGUGAUGUCACGCUCAACCCAGCAGGCAAGAAUCCCGAGUGCUACCGCAUUUAUGAAGCGCUGGAGUUUGGCUCACUGCCUGUGCUGGAGGACCGGACGCUGUCACCGGGUUGCGCUCGCGCAGACGACGCCAACGGAACUUUCCGUCUGCUUAAGAAGCACAAGGCUCCGCUCGUGUAUGUCAAAAACUGGACAGCAGAAUUGAUGCCCAUCCUGGAGCGUGAGAUUGCCAUGAAACCCAAGGAGCGGGCAGACAGAAGGCAGGCCCUGGUGUCAUGGUACACAUCCUUCAAGCGCGCCAUGAGGGACAGGUUCAUACAAGUGCUGAUGGACAAAUUCUUCAUCGAGGAGAUCAACGAUACAUGACGAAAGUCGAUGAUGCGCAGCAUCUAUGACACGCUAAGGACUAUGGUCUUGUCCUGGUGAACGUCCACGCGACGGUGCGUGACAGCUAAUAAUGCGUAGCAUCGAGCACGCACCAAGGCCUGCAGCUUCAUCCCAGUGGUAGCUGAAACGCUGGCUCAUCUGAGUGCAACAGUGAUGGAUUACAAUGCCAAGCAUGACUCUAUGUGCUGUGUGGUGCCAAUUGUUCUCUUUUCGGUGAGAACUCAACAACGCAGGUGUUAGCUCAAGGGGCAGACAAGAUGAAAUGCAUCUAAAUAGCAGUGUGACACCUGCUUAAACAUCUUGCCACAACGUCUUCCGUGACAAUAAUUUCGUGUAUGUGUGCAGCUGUCUUUCUGGUGAAAGUGUCAAGACAGUGUGUCAAGUACGAGUCAUCCGUAGAAAUCAUCGAACGUGAAUAAGCUUGGCCUUGUUGGACAAGGUGCUGAUUGUUCGCACCGUGCCACAUGGUGACUUUCAGCGAGUGAUUUCUGCAUGUCAGAAGCAGACUUUUAACUUCUCUGUCAAGAUUUUAGUCGCAAGGGUGACCACGCUGCUGCAAGUGGUCGUGGACCUCAAGAACUGCACCAUGAAAUGUGUAUAUUAGCUUAGUUACUGAAAGCAUCAGUAAGACUCAAAAUCAAUGUGAAGUGUCUAUAGUGUCUGCAACCUUCUUGCUAGUCUUAUGUUUUCUAAACGGUCAGUGGCCAUCUAUUGUUCAGAAGUGGCAUUCCACUGUGACGUGGAAAGAACGCAACCCACUCAUCAUUUAUACUGUGAGACGAAGGCUAACUGAGCCACAGAUAGUUUAUGCAAAGCAGCAGAACAUUCCUUGAAUGAGGAAUGUGCUAUGGGUAAGUGCGCGUGAUAAUGAUGAUGCAUAUGCAGACUGCUCGCUAUACUAUUGCGACAGCAAAUUGUACGGACACUCCAAGCACAUUUACGCCAUCGGCAUUAUUGUGCUGUCCGGCUAUCGACGGCGCAUGCACGAUGGAGGAUUAAUAAGUCUCCAGAAACAGGAAGCAAUGUUUUUAUGUUACUUUCAGUUUUGAAAGCUCUGCUAAAGCAAUGCACAGGAAAGCAGCCCCUUUUCGAAAAGUUUCCACUCACAAUGUGGCACUGCUGUCGCUGUCAGCCUGGAGAGCGCGUGCUCGGUAGCCAUCACUACUAAAUCUCAUCCGCUAUCGUGCUGGGAAUCAACACGUAGAAUUCAAAUUUGUGGACUCUUUUUGAGUAUCAGGUAAGAACUUCAGUCUCAGAGUUAAAGAACAGUUAGGCAUUAUCAAUAAGGGUAAGAUAGCAAGCUGAAGCAAGGUCACGAAAAACUGCAAUAUUUUACUUGCUUCAUGCUUUAUCCAUCACAUCGCAUUUGCAGUGUUUAUCCUGGAUAAUGUAAUGUCUGUUUGCAUUGCACUAGUGUACUAAUGCAUGAAACAUUAAAGAAAAGUUAGAAAGAGAGAUGGUCCGUUAUGUUUUGAGACCACAGUUGUGAAAUUCUGCGCUCGGUUACCGACGCAUAGAACACAGCACGGACAAGAUCAUUUUGCACAUUCAUUUUGGGUAUAUUUAUUUCAGUGCACAUAAAUCAAGCAAAAAUUGAAUUCAUUCACACUUGGUUGGAAACAUGGAAAGAAUGGCUACUGAAGAUGAGCUUUCUUUUUUCUUCUUAGGCAACACUCCAUGCGGCGUAGCUUUCAAACUGAAAGUAAUUUAAAAGCAUUGACGCGAAUUGCAUUUGGCUCCAAAGGCGAUGAAGCCAAGUGGACACACCGUCACGUUUCGCUCACUCAGCUCUGCCAGAACCAGGGCAGCGUGUUCUGGCUUCCACUUCUGGAAUGAGCAUUAUGUACGUACACAGCGUUCAUACUGAGCAGCUGUGUGCACUGCACACUGUGCUUAAUGUCAAGCUAAAUGUAUGUAAUCCUUUCUUUGGACACUGACCAACACUGACGGUUUUCCUUCAGUCUCAUCUCGGGUGACAGCUGCAAGACCGCUCUCUUCAUCAUGCCAGCAUUCUGAGAUGCUUUCAGCUCAGAGCCGAAGGAAUUACUGAAGUCUUAUGUUUUUUAAAAAGUCGGAAUCAAAAUAGCUUGGAUGAUCUAUGUAAACUACCAUGUUAUGUGGACACAAAAGGAGUUGUAGAUGCAACAAAGGCCUCAAGAGUUGUACCCAUUGAGAAUAUGCUAUGUGUUAAAAUUAAUUUCUCCAGUGAAAUUACCAUUAAGAAGCCAAAGCUGCAGGACUAUCACCAUUUUGUUUGUCUGCCAUAUUGCUGUGCAGUUAAGCUUGUUAUUCAGUGAAUGCAUUGUUUGAAUGUAGUGAUACCAUACUCGUGAAUCCUUGUACAGUCCUUGCGUGUUCAGUAGGAAUGAUAAAUAGUAUGGUAGUUUAAGUUCAAAAUGAUUCUUCAGCCCAUGGUGAGAAGAUUCACAGACAAUGUCUUUAUUCUAGCAAAGGCUAUCCAAGAAAAGUAAUUUGUAAUUCAUUUCAAGUAAUUUGGAUUCCAAUAACGUACUUCACUGACAGUGAACACAAGUCAUUGAGUUGUUCUACUACAGAGCAAAUGAUAAGCGUCAUUCUCCUGUGGCAGCCAAUUUCAAACCCGCACCAAGCCACCCAGAUGCAGCUGACUGGCUGACUUGCUAACCACCAAGAAAUUGCCAAGGUGCAUGUAGUAGUAUCUGUGAUGUAAGUGUGCUCUAUGCAGCCGCGGAGCAUGUGCAAUUCUUGAAAGCACGAGAAAAUACACUCGAGCAUCGCUGACACAUUCCUCUCGUUCGUCUUCUGUGUUAUAACGUUGAUGAAGCCCGCUCACCGUGACAGUCACAGCACGUUCAGCAUGUUGACAUAUGUUACCUUGGUAGCUACAUUCUAUUUAACCAGUUCCAUGUGAAAAGCAUAUUAGAAGAGUAUGUGCUUGCCUGUCAUCGAAACAGGAAGUGUUAGCAGCAUUUUGUAUGCUGUAAGACAGGGUUUGCAAGUAAUGAGGAAGCAGAAAGAAACGAGAAUCUUAGGCCGGACCACACCUGUAGUUCACGUAGGUGGUUGGCAUAGCCCCCACAGAAAGGUGCACUGCAAGAUAUAUUGAGACCUAGGAACAACAUACCGUUUUGCAUACACCGUGAAAGCUGCAUCUCAGUGCCUGGGUCACCAAGACCUUGCAGCAUGUGCAGAAGAGGCCAAAGCACAAAUCGAAAGGCAUAAAGAUGCAGCAAUGCAGUAACCGGAGGCCAAGGCAAAAUGAGGCAAAUUGUGGAAAAGGAGUCAACUAUGUGCAAUAUGUAAGCUACGCUGGUGUAUUUAUAAAAUGCUGCAGCAGGCAGCUUCAAAACCCAGUCAGUCUUAGUCUUCUUCUCUUGAGCAUCCUGGCACAGACCACACCGUGACAAUAUAUCGCAAGCAGUAGCACAAAAACUGUACACUUUUAAAAGCGAAGCUUUUCUUUGCAAACCUUGCCCAGUUUCGUGACCGUGGCUGCGGCCUGGCUGUUUCCUUGCUGAAUGGACCAACCAAUCACAAUCGAGCAUGCGCGCUGCAUGCACCGCUGUGUCCCCUGCAGCACCGCCAGAUGGCGCUCACCUCUGUGCAUCUGCAGCAGCGGCGGCACUGGCCGUGCGGGGGAAUUAAAAAAAAAAGAACCAGAAAGGUCACCUUCGCGCAUCUGCGGCUGCACAGUAAUGAGGAAGUAAAUGCUGCUUGCGGUUAGAAUGGAUUUGCAUUGCGCUACGUACGUAUGCGCAUGCUACCUCUGAAACCAUGAUGCGUUCAAGGCAUCCAUCGUACUCACUAGUAGUCAGCAAAACAAAAGGCUCGGUAUAAUUCGUGUGCACCCGCACUUGUGUGCGUACUCGUGUUUCGACUUUUUAUGCACUCACAUAAAGCUUCGCUGUAUAUAGAUUCCAACUCGUUGGAUCAGCUGCAAUCUUUUUUUUUUAAAUAAGAACCUUCUUUACCUUGCACAUUUCUGCAGAUCUAAUUUGCAUACUCACCAUAUCUCUGCACUUCAGGUUGUCAAUUAAUUCAGACUUGCUCUGAAAUCUGCUAGCCUCCUCGUAAAAUCCUGCUGUCCUGGUUGAGCUCAGAUGGUAGAGUGCCUUCCCCAGAAAGGUUGUGAGUUCGAUCCCUGAACCAGGACAAAUACUUCAAUGGCAAAGCUUGCUUUCUGAAAUACUACCUGUAUGGGUUUCCUUUGUAGCUUCAGGCUACAGUCGAGUGGACGACAUCUUUUCCCUUUAAUAAAAACUUACUCAAAUUUGUGGAUUUCUGCAGUGCUGAUUUUGCAUAUUCUGUGUGCAAUAUGUCACCAGCUUUUUAUGCCACUGCUUUGCGCUUUAGGAAAAACUGAAAAAAGCUUAUUUUUAUGCCUGAAAAUGAGUACUAAGGAACAUGAAAGAAAUUAUUAGAGCGAGCCGUGAGACCGGUGCACUGAAAACUUACUUUAUAUGACUACUCUCUGAUGGUAUUCAUUAGGAGCGCCAGUGAAAAAUGUCAGUUUUAACUUGGUUGUGAUUCAGCUCCUCAGAAGAAUGACAGUGGUCACAUUAUGUUGAAGACUCUGGUCCUGAAAGUGAGCUAUUUAAACCUCCUAACUAAAUUUUUUCGGCAUGUUACAUUAUCUUCACAUGCUUUCUGGUGCAUCUCUAGUGUGAUGGGCAUUAACGCCCAUUUGUUCCCAUUUGUUUAACUGUUUUCAUGUCAGUGGGGAUUCAUCAGACUAAUUAAGAACAUGUGAAACAUCAAGCAGCAUCUUUUUGAUUUGGAGGACUGAUUCAAAUAGACUGGUAUUCAAUUUGUUCUUUGAAAGGACUCGGUUUUAAUAUCUGCCUCCUGUUUAGUAUGUGCACAAUAUGAACAAGUUGCUAGUCAUGAAAUAAUGCAAGGUAUCUUUUGUCACUAGAUGACCAGAAGGCAGCUGUGAGGUGGCAACCAUUUGCUGUGGGCUGAGGCAUAUCAUCUCACCAAGAGAAAAUUUUAAUGUGCAGCUACCUAUACAAAAGGUUAUAUCUGAAAUGUUGGUCAGCGCUUUUGAAGUACUCAGUGUCUAGAUCACUUGGCUUCUUGUAAAUGUGUGUAUUGAGCCUUGUAAAAAGUGAUGCAUUUUGGAAGGAGCCAGCAGAAUAGCAAGAACCUGUGGGACGGAUUGCAGACGACUGUGCUGACAACUGCAAUCUUUGUCCAGUGCUGUAGGCUGCACUUAGUCUUAACAGCAAGCGAGUGAACCGUUUCAGACAUUUUUUCAGACUGGUGGCUUCGGUCUCCUAUCAAGAUUUGUGCCUGAAUUCCCUUCUUUGUGAUGAUUAUCUUUUAAAUAGCAUGCGCUGGGACAAAAACAUGCGCAUGCACUUGUAUUUGUAUGUGUUAGUAACGGAGACAUCGAAUUGUGUAAGUUACACAUCCAUUUAUCUUUUUAGCAAUGAAUUCUGGUUGUUCGACCCAUCCCUGCAAUGGAUGCUCGAGUUUUUUACGCCAUGUUUUUGUAUUAUGUACAUCAGACUUCGGUCUGCAAAUAAAGGGGUUGAAGUU